Messenger RNA from Chenopodium quinoa (quinoa), 792 nucleotides. RefSeq names its product agamous-like MADS-box protein AGL18. Bases 1 to 792 code for a protein of 263 amino acids. Gene Ontology annotation, biological process: positive regulation of transcription by RNA polymerase II. The record is from RefSeq and is a predicted model, not a curated record. Gene Ontology annotation, cellular component: nucleus. NCBI's taxonomy places the organism in Eukaryota, Viridiplantae, Streptophyta, Magnoliopsida, Caryophyllales, Amaranthaceae. Gene Ontology annotation, molecular function: protein dimerization activity; DNA-binding transcription factor activity, RNA polymerase II-specific; RNA polymerase II cis-regulatory region sequence-specific DNA binding. The transcript is spliced from 8 exons.
AUGGGAAGAGGAAAGAUUAUGAUCAAGACUAUUGAGAACACCAACAACCGUCAAGUUACGUUCUCAAAACGACGAGCCGGGUUGAUUAAGAAGGCGAAUGAACUCUCUGUCUUGUGUGAUUGUGACAUUGCUCUUAUAAUCUUCUCUUGUACCGGAAAGAAGUAUGAUUUUGUCAGCAGUAAAACAACCAUGGAAAACAUGUUGCAACGGUACAAGGAUUUUGUUGCCAACCAUUCAGCUACGGCCGCAUCAAAUUCUUCCAAUGAUGCAGCUACUGUUGAGCAUCAACUAGUUGAGUAUAAUCCAGAUUCUGAUGUGAAUUCUAUGCGUGAAGAACUUACAAAGCUACGAGCUUCAUGCCUGCAGCUGCAGGGGAAAGGAUUGGAGGGCUUAAACUUCUUAGAGCUUCAAACGUUGGAGAAACAGUUACUUGAAGGGAUUAUGUCUAUCAGAAAUAAAAAGGAGCGCAUGCUAAGGGAGCAGUGGGAAAGAAGUAAACAACAGGAAGAGAAGAUUAGCGAGGAAAAUGCAGCAUUACGCAAGGAAGUGCAGAGGCUUAGACAAUGCUCGAAGGCAUCUUGCAGCUCUGAAUCUAACUCUUUGAAAAGAAAGCGCGCUGCAGCUGGAUUAUCGACUGAUGAAGGUUCCGUUAUGGAGAAAGAAGUCGAAUCUGAUCAACCUUUUCUAAGCUUAGGGUUGCCAACUACGCGUUUUUGUGGUGAGGUGAUACCUAAGACAGAAAGCACGUCCAAUGAUUCGAUUGGGGAAAAUCCCGCGACAUACGAAUCAUGA